AUGGUCCUUGAGAGACUAGAUAGAGCAGUUGCCAACAACAAUUGGUUCGCCCGCAAUCCAGGCACAAAGGUUCGGCAUCUCCAUUCCCAUUCCUCCGAUCAUAGACCAAUCAUCGUUAAGCCAGAGGGGAUCAUUCCCAAACCGAACAAACCAUUCAAAUUUGAGAAGAUGUGGUUGAGCAAUAAAGGGUGUAGUGAUACCAUCAACUCGGCCGAACAGGCAGUUGCGAAGGGAGAAGGAGACUAUGUAGCGGACAAGGCUUUGCAAUUGGAAGUCAAUGCUCUCUUAGAUAAGGAAAGCCAAAUGUGGGAGCAGCGAGUUAGAGCUUUUUUCCUAAGAUGUGGUGAUCGAAACACAAGCUACUUUCACAGUAUAGCCUGCCAUAGAUAUCAAAGGAAUCGGAUUUUAGGUUUGAGAAACAGUGCCAAUGUUUGGUGUACUGAAAAGAGUCAGAUUAAAGAGAUAGCAGUUGAAUACUACAACUCCUUGUUUUCUUUGACGCGCCCAUAUGACUUCAAAGAAAUCCUUGAUACAGUCCACCCCUCAGUCGCAGAUGAAAUGAAUGCCCAACUUAUCAAGUCCUUUUCAAGAGAAGAAGUGGACACAACUAUCAAGUAG
This is a messenger RNA of Quercus lobata, 618 nucleotides long. RefSeq lists its product as uncharacterized. The record is from RefSeq and is a predicted model, not a curated record. Bases 1 to 618 code for a protein of 205 amino acids. NCBI's taxonomy places the organism in Eukaryota, Viridiplantae, Streptophyta, Magnoliopsida, Fagales, Fagaceae. The transcript has 2 exons.